Parathielavia appendiculata is the source of this 2253-nucleotide messenger RNA. RefSeq lists its product as uncharacterized. The record is from RefSeq and is a predicted model, not a curated record. NCBI's taxonomy places the organism in Eukaryota, Fungi, Ascomycota, Sordariomycetes, Sordariales, Chaetomiaceae. The transcript has 2 exons. Gene Ontology annotation, cellular component: myosin filament; cytoplasm; myosin II complex. Gene Ontology annotation, molecular function: microfilament motor activity; actin filament binding. The coding region runs from base 1 to 2253 and encodes 750 amino acids.
AUGGGCUCCCACAUCGACGCCGACCCGACCCAGGCGGUCGACGGUCUGGUCCGGGCCAUUCGCGACCUGACGUCGGACCCCAACUACAAGCUGGUGGCCGACGUCUUCAGCGAGUUCCUGUACGUCAAGGAGCAGAACAACAAGCUCUCCAGCUCGCACCAAGUUGUGUUAGAGGAGUACCGCAAGUUCCGGAACGAGCUCGAGGCGCAAAAGGACGAUCUCGAGCAUGAGAAGAAGGACCUCGAACUCCUCGUCCAGGAGAAAGUCCAGGAGAUUGUCCAGCUCAGCGCCGCAAGGACAAGGUUGGAAGGCGACCUCGAGGACACGCAGAAGAGGCUCGACGAGGAGAAGAAGAACGCCGCUGAGGCGGCCGCCACCGCUGCCCAGCAGUAUGCCGACCUCCAAGAGCACACGGCUAAAGAGUAUGCCGACCUCCAGGAACGCACAGCCAAGGAGUAUGCCGACCUGCAAGAGUCCACCGCCAAGGAGUAUGCAGACCUCGAGGCGGCCAAGGCGGCCGUAGAGGAGGAGAAGCGGAAGGGCGAAGAAGCUGCAGCCGCGGCUGCCGCCCAGGCCGCCGACGAGAUCGCGGCGCUCACCGAGGCCAAGACGGGCCUGGAGGAGGUCAAAGCCAGCCACGAGGCCGAGAUUGAGAUGCUCAAGGUGAACGUCGCCGACCUCGAAACCGUCAAGGCCGAUCUGGAGCAGGUCAAGGCCAGCAAUGAGGCCGAAAUCGCUUCACUGAAGGAGAGGAUUGCCGUCUUGGAGGAGGAGAAGAAGAAGCUCCAGGAAGAGCACGAGGCAGCGAGGCAAGAGAUCGCCUCCUUGAACGACACCAUCGCCCAAAAGAACGGCGAAAUCGAGGGCCUGCAGGAGACGCUGCGGGUUGCCGAGGAGCAGAUCGCCUCGCUGCAGCAGACGGUGGAGGAACGGAAUGGCGAGAUCGAAGACCUGCACGGCAAGCUCAAGGCCGAGGGCGAGCGAGCCGACAAGGCCGAGGCGCACGGUCGAGAUCUCCAGGCGCAGCUGGACGAGACGACUCAGAACCUCCACGUCACAAACGGGAAGCUCACCAACCUCGAGCAGUACCGCAUCAUUCUUCAACCCAACAACGACGAGACCUACGUCACGGUCCUGGACAAGAUCUGGACCACCAUCGUGACCCUAGUCGAGUCGACCUUCCGGCCCGACAUUGACGAAUCGAUCCUUUCGGACCCGUCGUGCUGGACCAACCUGCGCAACUCGCCGUACCUGAAGCACGCGACGCAGCUGGCGGUGCCGCUGCCGCAGUCCAACACGCCCGCUGCAAAGGGCAUGCGCAUCAGCGCCGUGCUGGCGGUGCUCUCGCGCGCCCUGCACCGCCACCUGUUUCGGCCCGUGUACCUGCUCGACGACGACGACGAGAACCUGGUGCGGUUCCUGCGGGCGCUCGAGGACGAGGACCCGACGCGCGAGGCCCACCUGCGCGCCACGCUGCUGGCCAUGAUGCCCAACCGGCAGGCCGAACAGGGCGCGAGGCGCGUCAAGACGGUGGUGCGCGAGGUGUCGUGGCUGGUGCAGCACCUGUUGGGGGCGCUGCAGUUUGAGGCGUUCUGCGUCGGGCUCGAGGCCGCGUGCCGGCUGGCGUGCGACCAGUGGAUGCGCAUCCAGCUGGCACACAUGAAGAUCGAGCCGUACUUUGGCCCGCCCUACGACGACUUUGACUGGCAGGUGCUGGAGCUGCCCGAGUUUGCCGAGGCCGCCGAGCGGGAUCGCGGGAUGCCGCACACGACGACGGACAAUCCGGACGAGGCCAUUGCCGAUGAUCGGCUUGAAUCGGUCGAGGCUGCAGAAGUGCCGUCAUCGUCGUCCCGGAACGUCGCUCCUGGCGCGGUCGCGGACGGGGCAGACAACAACAGCAGCGGCGUAUUCCACGAUGCCGCGUCGCACAAGACCGACGACGAGAUGGUGGAAGGGGAGAUUGACCCCGACGAGAUCCUUCUUGUGGUCUGGCCCAGCAUGUGCGCCGUCGAGAGCGGCGAGCUCAUGUCCAUCACGCAGGGGCUCGUCAUCUCCAAGGAGCAGGCCCGGCCGGCGCUCGAGGAGCAGCGGUCCCGGUCGAGGCUCAUCCCGAGGCCCGGGUCACGACGCGCCCGCACCAUGUCGAUGCCCGGGCAGAGCAGGGGCAGCAGUCCCCGGGGUAAGGCGGCGCAGUUCCUUGCCCAAUCGCAGGCGGCAUCCGAAGCCGCCAUGGACCUGCCAACCCCGCUGUGA